UGGAUGCAACAUCUUUAUUACAUUUCAGGACUCCCAAUGGACUCUGUACAUGUUUUUACAUUCGGUAUAUGCUUUGCGCAUGCGCUUUGGAGGACACCGGUUCAAGGAACGGGGUAUUAUAGACGAAGUGACUUUGGGAGCAAUCGCUAUCGCAUAACUACUUACUCGGAUACAUUUUACUACCCACUGGCGCUUGUUCCUCCAUACCCCUCGCUGACCCACACACUCCAGCCGACACCCUUGGAACUGGGGAGGUCGGCCCGAUAUCGCACGCGCUAUAACGGGUAUAGGGGAUAUCGCAUGCCCAUGUUACGUCAUCUACCAGAUGAAGUGCAUAAUGUAGGAGCCGGUAUGGGGCCGGACUUUAUGGGCAGCUGGGUAGAGUCCACUCUAUCGCCUGUCCCAGAGGGUGCACGGCACGAUUCAGAACGGGCAGUAAGUGCUCUGGAACCUGCUAGAAGACAAGUUAUCACCGAUACCGUGCCGUACAGCAACCACGAUAUGACAAUAAAACAAACUAUUGGCCCAUUUGUCAAAAUAGUGCAAUGGAAUCAGGGUUCUAAAGAAAAGGAACUCUCAGAAAAUAAACCCUCUCAAUUCUUAAAGCAAAUAACAACAGACAAAAAUAUGACCAUUGGUUUUGGCAUUGUUGAUAAAGGAAGUGCUAUCAGCGACCAACUUUCGUUUCGAUUGAUCGAAAUUCCGGUAGGCAGUCUGGAAUUACCUGUACCGACACUCGACUUGAUGCUUGCGCCCGCAGUUCAGGCUUCUUUUAACAAAUCAAAAGUGGUAGUUGAUUUGUCGCCAUCCCCGUACUCCAUAGAGGGCGUGGAGUUUGCGAGUGUACGUCAGCUGGAAAAAGGUAGCAUCAACUCACCGUCAGAAAUGGUUCGGUCUAUGCGACAAAUGAAGGACAGUGGUCAAUCCAGUGAAGACAAAAUUACGGAACUCGUUCGCACAAGCGGCGAUACUCUAGACGGACUUUCGGACGGGAUAUUCUCAGUGUCAAAGAGCGCGGUCGACGGUAGCGGGUCACAAUCUAUGUCUAGCGGGGAGUUGUUGCAGGUACCAUUGACUGACGCUGUAAACGGCAACUUUAGACGUGACGCGAGCGCACCGAUCGGGUUCGAUUUGUUAGGGAUUGUGGAUCCAACGCUUGGGCCCAGCAUUUCCGACACUUCGACCGUUAUCGUGAAAGACGCCGGGUCUGAGAUUCUGGUAAAGUCUAACCUGUUUGAACAGGGAUUAAAUAGUGCAUCCAAUGACACUAGAUCUGUUGCAGAAACAACACAGGGGGACAGUUUUGGAACAGGAUUGCCGUAUAUGAAAUACUUGGAAGCUUUCGGACCAGGUCCGUACGGAAACUGCCGAAUUCCGGCGAGAGUGGUUUGCGGUGCGCAGAUUGGCUGGGAGACGGUGGUCGGCAUGGACGAGUGGUGCCGAAUGAACUGCGUUGUGUUCAUGUAUAGCACUUACUGUGACGACGGUCGCUGCCAGUGUAAAUGUACUUCUACGUGACCUUUACUUCGUUGACACAAAGAGCUUAUUGUAUGAUUCGCGUUCUGAGAAAA
Dreissena polymorpha is the source of this 1571-nucleotide messenger RNA. RefSeq lists its product as uncharacterized. The record is from RefSeq and is a predicted model, not a curated record. The coding region runs from base 4 to 1518 and encodes 504 amino acids. Lineage: Eukaryota; Metazoa; Mollusca; Bivalvia; Myida; Dreissenidae. The transcript has 2 exons.